Maudiozyma saulgeensis is the source of this 228-nucleotide messenger RNA. The record is from the annotation of a GenBank genome assembly. NCBI's taxonomy places the organism in Eukaryota, Fungi, Ascomycota, Saccharomycetes, Saccharomycetales, Saccharomycetaceae.
AUGGCUGUGGAUAUUCCUCGUUCGGUGGUACAAAAGCUAAUGGGUUAUACCAUUGCUAUGGUAUCUCUACCAUUAAUAACUUUCUUCCUAAUCCAACAAUAUACACCAAACACUUUGAUAAGUGGUGGUCUGGCUGCUGCUAUGGCUAAUGUCGUACUAAUUGCGUACGUUAUUUCUGCUUUCUCUGAGGAUACUACUGAUUACGAGAAAGAAUCUAAGAAAGAUUAA